GCUUACCUGUCGCUGCCUGCCUUCCUGCCUUCCUCCUCCUCCUCCUUCUCCUGGCCCAACCCAUCUGCAGAGGAAGAGGGCGAUCAGGUCAGGAAUGUUUUGAAGGGAGCAGUUGAUUUCGCUCGCUCUCUUUCCUCCCCUCCCCCUCCUCCAGUUCAUCAACUUUGGGUGCACUUUCGCUUUGCGGGGGGGUGGCUGGGGGGAAAGUGCCCCCAACUCCCGAGGAGAACUUUCCCAGCGCCGGAGAAAAGGAGUUUGAAACGCCGCCGCCGCCGUGAGCCUCUGAUGGGCGCCACCUGCAAGACCGAGUAAAAACCAGGAAUUGAAGAUCUUGCAGUCAGGAUUCCACCAUGGUCAGCAAAGAGAGAUAUCACUGGCAGACCCAGAAUGUCAAGCAGACUGGGGUGGACGACAUGGUCCUGUUGUCCAAGAUCAAUGAGGAUGCCAUCGUGGAGAACCUCAAGAAGCGGUUCAUGGACGACUAUAUAUUUACCUACAUUGGUCCUGUGCUGAUUUCUGUGAACCCCUUCAAACAACUGCCGUACUUCACCGACCGCGAGAUCGACAUGUACCAGGGGGCGGCGCAAUAUGAAAACCCUCCCCAUAUCUAUGCUCUGGCUGAUAACAUGUACCGGAACAUGUUGAUCGACGGGGAGAAUCAGUGUGUCAUUAUCAGUGGGGAGAGCGGCGCCGGCAAGACAGUAGCAGCCAAAUACAUCAUGAGCUACAUCUCCAAGGUGUCGGGCGGAGGCCCCAAAGUGCAGCACGUGAAGGAAAUCAUCCUGAAAUCCAACCCGCUCCUGGAGGCAUUCGGGAACGCCAAGACGGUUCGGAACAACAACUCGAGCCGAUUUGGCAAGUAUUUUGAGAUCCAGUUCAGCCGGGGCGGGGAGCCCGACGGAGGCAAGAUCUCCAACUUCCUGCUGGAGAAGUCUCGUGUCGUCAACCAGAACCCAGGAGAAAGGAGCUUCCACAUCUACUAUCAGCUGCUAGAAGGAGCCAGCGCAGAGCAGCGAGAAAAUUUGGGCAUCACCACUCCAGAUUAUUACUACUACCUCAACCAGUCGGCAGCUUACAAAGUCGAAGAUGUAAACGACCACCAGGAGUUUCAGGAGACAUUGACAGCCAUGGAUGUGGUGGGCCUCUCAGGGGAAGAGCAAGCCUUGGUGCUCCAGAUCGUGGCUGGGAUCCUCCACCUGGGCAACAUCACUUUCCGAGAGUCGGGCAAUUACGCCAUGGUGGAGAGCGAGGACUUUCUGGCUUUCCCAUCGUACCUCUUGGCCAUCGACCAGCAACGCCUCAAGGAGAAGCUGACCAGCCGGAAGAUGGACAGCAAGUGGGGCGGCCAGCAGGAGGUCAUUGACGUGACGCUGAACGUGGAGCAGGCCAGCUUCACCCGCGACGCCCUCUCCAAGGCCCUCUAUGCCCGCCUCUUCGAUUUCCUGGUGGACGCUGUCAACAAGGCCAUUCAGAAAGAACGCCAGGAAUACAGCAUUGGGGUUCUCGAUAUCUACGGCUUUGAGAUCUUCCAGAAAAAUGGAUUCGAACAGUUUUGCAUCAACUUUGUCAACGAGAAGCUGCAGCAGAUUUUCAUCGAGCUGACGUUGAAGGCCGAACAGGAGGAAUACGUUCAGGAGGGCAUCCGCUGGAACGCCAUCGACUACUUCAACAACAAGGUCGUGUGCGACCUCAUCGAGAACAAAGUGAAUCCUCCGGGGCUGAUGAGCAUCCUGGACGACGUCUGUGCCACGAUGCACGCCAAGGGCGAGGGGGCCGACCACACCCUCUUGCAGAAGCUCCAGACGGCCCUAGGAACCCAUCCUCACUUCAACAGUUGGAACAAGGGCUUCGUCAUCCACCAUUAUGCCGGGAAGGUCUCGUACGACGUGAACGGCUUCUGCGAACGGAACCGCGAUGUGCUCUUUACGGACCUCAUUGAGCUGAUGCAGAGCAGUGAGAUCCCAUUCAUCCGAGAUCUCUUUCCUGACAACCUCAACGCAGAGAAGAAAGGGCGUCCCACCACAGCUGGCAGCAAGAUCAAGAGACAAGCCAACGACCUGGUCGGCACGUUGAUGAAAUGCACGCCGCAGUACAUCAGAUGCAUCAAGCCGAACGAGACCAAGAGGCCCCGCGAUUGGGAGGAGAGCAGGGUGAAGCACCAGGUGGAAUAUUUGGGCCUGCGGGAGAAUAUCCGGGUGCGCCGAGCUGGCUACGCCUACCGACGGGUCUUUCACAAGUUCCUCCAUAGGUACGCCAUCCUGACCCCUGAGACAUGGCCAUCGUGGCGUGGGGACGAGAAACAGGGGGUGGUGCACCUGAUGAAAUCUGUCAACAUGGACCUGGACCAGUUUCAGCUGGGACGGACGAAGGUCUUCAUCAAAGCUCCAGAGUCGCUUUUCCUCCUGGAGGAGAUGCGUGAGCGCCGUUACGACGGCUACGCCCGCGUCAUCCAACAGGCAUGGCGGAAACACGUGGCCAUCCGGAAGUACAUUCAGAUGCGGGAGGAAGCGUCCAACAUCGUUCUGAACAAGAAAGAGCGUCGCCGGAAUAGCAUCAACCGCAAUUUCGUGGGCGACUACAUCGGCUUGGAGGUCCACCCUGAGCUGCGCCGCUUCCUGGGCCGGCGAGAACGCGUGGAUUUCGCUGACACGGUUGUCAAAUAUGACCGGCGAUUCAAGGCAGUGAAGCGGGACCUGAUCCUGACCCCCAAGUUCCUCUACCUGAUCGGCCGCGAGAAGGUGAAGCAGGGCCCAGAUAAAGGAGCCAUCAAGGAGGUCCUGAAGAGGCAGAUUGAGGUGGAGCGGGUCCAGUCGGUGUCCCUGAGCACCUUGCAGGACGACUUCAUCAUCAUCCACGAGCCCCAGUACGACAGCGUCCUGGAGUCAGUCUUCAAGACGGAGCUUCUAAGCCUGCUGUACAAGCGCUACGAGGAGAGGACCCAGCAGCAGCUGCCAGUCAAGUUCAGCAACCAGCUGGAGUUCAAGGUAAAGAAAGACGGGUGGGGCCCCUGGGGGGCCGCCGGAUCCCGUCAGAUCCAGUUCCAGAUCUGCCAGGGGGACUUGACUCUCUUGCGCAACAAUGGCAAAGUGCUGGUGGUCAGCAUCGGACCUGGCUUGCCCCGCAACGCCCGACCUACCCGGAAAGACACGAGGAAGAGUCGGAGCCUGGGCAGGGGAACCUCGCCUGGCUGGAAUGCCCCGAACACAACAGGGUCCAAGUGGGGCAACCGCGGGGGUGGCAGUGCGGGGACCAGGCCCCCCUUCCAGCAGCGCCUUUCGAUGACCAGGCAGGUCAGCAUGGAGCAGCCCAGUUUGCCCCGCCAGGGGGCCAGCCCCAGGGCCAAAGUCCUGCCGACUCAGCUCAACCUGGAUUUCAUGAACGUCCCGGACCAAGGCGUGGCUGGCCUCCAGAGGCGCCUGUCCAAGGAAGCCAAGCCCAUCCCGGGAGGAGGCCGGGCCAAGCCCAAGCCUAAACCGAAACCUCAGCCAUGCCUCCCCCAGUGCAGGGCCCUGUACGCCUACGACGCUCAAGACACAGACGAGCUGAGCUUCAAUGCCAACGAGUUCAUUGAAAUAAUCAAGGAAGACCGUUCUGGCUGGUGGACGGGCCGCAUCCGUGGCAAAGAAGGUUUGUUCCCGGGGAACUACGUGGAGAAAAUCUGAGGCGGGCAGACAACUCGCAGCGUUCUCUUCCUAGACUGCCCCCCUCCACCAGCUGCUGUGGACUUUGCAGGCUAGAGAAGGAACGUCGGCCAGCAAAAAGAGCUUCUUCAUGGCUGGGAGACACCUGCCUUCUCUCUUCCACUGCACAAGGACAAGGGGUGUGUGUGUUUAUUUUAUAUAUAUAAAUGGCUGCCUUGAAAGCCAUGACAAUGCCAGCAUGGCUGAACUUUGAAAUCAAGAGCGGGGUGGGAAAGCGCAGGUCUCCCUUUGUACCCCUACACUGGAAGGUGUUUUGCCCGUGAAAACAGGCAGAGGUUUUUGUUUCAAAGCUUCCAAGCAAGAAAGCCUGUUGUCGCAGGGAGAGCGGUUUGCAUUCUGCAUAUGCACCAUGACCGUACGGGAGUCACAAGGAGCUCCCUGCAGAUUCCUGCUGAGGGCAUCCCCAGAGGCUAAGCAAGCGCUGGGAUGGAAGUCUAAGAAGCUGGCAUUUAAGCAGGAAUGGGACCACAGAACCUGCGUGUGAAAUAAAUUAUGUACAUCAGGAA
Lacerta agilis (Sand lizard) is the source of this 4207-nucleotide messenger RNA. RefSeq names its product unconventional myosin-Ie-like. Lineage: Eukaryota; Metazoa; Chordata; Lepidosauria; Squamata; Lacertidae. Gene Ontology annotation, molecular function: actin filament binding; ATP binding; microfilament motor activity. Gene Ontology annotation, cellular component: microvillus; cytoplasm; plasma membrane. The transcript has 28 exons. Gene Ontology annotation, biological process: vesicle transport along actin filament; actin filament organization. Bases 351 to 3662 code for a protein of 1103 amino acids. The record is from RefSeq and is a predicted model, not a curated record.